Messenger RNA from Phoenix dactylifera (date palm), 1483 nucleotides. It is a transcript of the gene IMPL2, whose product is annotated as inositol monophosphatase family protein. Gene Ontology annotation, biological process: L-histidine biosynthetic process. NCBI's taxonomy places the organism in Eukaryota, Viridiplantae, Streptophyta, Magnoliopsida, Arecales, Arecaceae. Gene Ontology annotation, molecular function: histidinol-phosphatase activity. The record is from RefSeq and is a predicted model, not a curated record.
CACCAAGCCGCUUGGAGGCUGGAGCCGAACACGUAUAAAAGAUGCGGUGUCACGGACGCCUCGUCGGUGUGCCCUCCACGUCCACCUCCACCGCCUCUCCCCGUGCUCGUCUCCUUCCCGCCUAUUUAAACCCCUCUCCGCUCCCUCAAUGCUCUCGUCGCAUUCCCUCUUUCUUGCCCUCAAUCCCCCCGGCUCUCAUCCCUCUUCUUUUCUCCGCCCUCGAUUUCUUUUCCAACCUCGACCCCAAAUCUCUCCCCCAUUCGAGCUCCCUCCUGUCGGGAGUUUGAGAUCGACGAGGCGGCGGCGGUUCUGCGAUCCGAUCAGGGCUUCGACGGCGGCGAAGGGGAUGGGGACCGUGGACGCCGUGGCGGAGGCCGAGAUGCAGCGGUUCGUGGAGGUGGCCAACAAGGUGGCCGACGCCGCCGGAGAGGUCCUCCGGAAGUACUUCCGCCAGAGCUUCGAGAUCCUCGACAAGGAGGACCUCAGUCCUGUGACAAUUGCGGAUAGGGAUGCGGAGGAGUCGAUGGUUUCGAUUAUAUCGGAGAAUUUUCCUUCCCAUGCAAUUUUCGGAGAGGAGAAUGGUUGGACGUGUACGGACAAGGCGGCUGAUUAUGUUUGGGUUUUGGACCCGAUUGAUGGCACGAAGAGCUUCAUUACUGGAAAACCUUUAUUCGGCACGCUUAUUGCUCUUCUCCACAAGGGAAAACCGAUCAUUGGCAUUAUCGAUCAACCUGUUUUAAGAGAGAGAUGGAUUGGGAUGGAUGGGAGAAGAACAACAUUGAAUGGACGGGAAGUUUCUACACGCACUUGUAGCAAAAUUUCCCAAGCCUACUUGUAUACAACAAGUCCACAUCUCUUCAGUGGGGAUGCUGAAGAAGCUUUUGUCCGUGUAAGAAAUAAGGUGAAAGUACCAUUGUAUGGCUGUGAUUGUUAUGCGUAUGCGCUUUUAGCUUCUGGAUUCGUCGAUCUUGUUGUGGAGUCUGGUCUUAAGCCCUAUGAUUUUCUCUCCUUGGUACCAGUGAUAGAAGGAGCUGGUGGAUCGAUAACUGAUUGGAAAGGGCAUAAGCUUCACUGGGAGGCCUCUCCUGAAUCACGCCCAACAAGUUUUAACGUGGUAGCCGCAGGAGACUCCCAGGUUCACAAAGAGGCAUUGGACGUACUACAAUGGCAGUAACCUCCUCUUCUGGUAAAGCCUAAAAGCUCUCAAUGGCUUCAGUAAAUGUAGUAUCCGAAUGGAAGGGUGAUCUCAAGGGUUAAAUAAGUAUGUUAUCCAACUUGUGUAGAAUUGUUCUGUGUAAGAUGAAUGAUAAAAGAAGCAGGCAAUGCCCUGCUACUGAAUUUUCUGUUUCUUUUUGGAUAAUUUCCAAGUUAAUUCUAAGUUAUGCCGGUACAAAAUCAGUACCAAAUAGUCUGUCACGUUGAUGCUCUUGUACAAGUUUACAUUGAAACAAAAACUUUUGAGAUCUUAUAUUUUAUUUAAAAA